AUGGGAACUGGAUAGAACAAAACGGUGAAGUCAGCAAAGUCUUCAUUGUAGAAGAAGAAGACUUUCAUUUCUGCCCUAAACGAUUGGAGAAGACCUGAGGGCUCGCCAUCUUUCUAACACUCUCUUCUGCUCCCCAGGUCAGAUAAUAUUGCAGAUUGAGAAAGUAGUCACCAUGUUUCGGUGGAUGUCUUCUCAUAAUUCUGAGGAGAAUGAUUCUGUGCAGCAGGAUGUGAAGGUCAAUGAACUAAGGACUGCUAUCGGGCCACUAUCAGGACGUUGUUUACAGUUCUGUACUGAUGCAUGCCUAAAGAGAUAUUUGGAGGCUCGGAAUUGGAAUGUUGACAAGUCAAAGAAAAUGUUGGAAGAAACUCUCAAGUGGAGGUCAUCCUUUAAGCCUGAGGAGAUCCGUUGGCAUGAAGUAGCAAUUGAGGGUGAGACUGGCAAAGUAUACAGGGCAAAUUUUCAUGAUCGGGUUGGGAGGACCGUUCUUAUAUUGAGACCGGGAAUGCAGAACACACAAUCACAUGACAACCAGAUGAGGCAUCUAGUGUACUUGAUCGAGAAUGCUAUCCUUAAUCUUCCGGAUGAUCAAGAACAGACGUGUUGGUUAAUAGACUUCACUGGCUGGUCAUUGAACAACAGUGUGCCCAUAAAAACUGCCCGAGAGACUACCAAUAUUCUACAGAAUCACUAUCCUGAGCGGCUUGCCAUGGCAUUUCUCUACAAUCCCCCAAGAAUUUUUGAAGCAUUUUGGAAGGUUGUAAAGUACUUUCUGGAUCAAAAAACAUUCCAGAAGGUGAAAUUCGUCUACCCCAAUAACAAUGAGAGUAUGGAACUCAUGAAAUCAUAUUUUGAUGUGGAUAAUCUUCCAACAGAACUUGGGGGGAAAGUCGACUUGCAAUACGACCACGAGGAUUUCUCAAGACUGAUGACCCAAGAUGAUAUAAAAACUGCUACCAAGUGGGGAUUAGGCAAUGGAGUUCCCAAAAUCAACAAUGGGUGUUUGGGAGCAGCAGACGUGGCUCCAGAGCCCGUGCCUCUUGCCCCGCCAGCCAGCUGAGGGAGCCCAUCCCAACCUUGGAAUACAGUUAUGACGUUAUGUCUGAAACUACAGUAUUAUCCUAUAUGUACUAGCCACCUUUUUUAAAGGCUUGGGUGGACUCCUGAUGAUCCCGAGUUAAUUGCUAUACGAAUCAUAUACGAAUCAUGUAACCAUCUUACUAACAGAAGCUGGAAGAGAAUGUUC
This is a messenger RNA of Telopea speciosissima, 1246 nucleotides long. RefSeq names its product phosphatidylinositol transfer protein 3-like. Gene Ontology annotation, molecular function: phosphatidylinositol transfer activity. Lineage: Eukaryota; Viridiplantae; Streptophyta; Magnoliopsida; Proteales; Proteaceae. The transcript is spliced from 6 exons. The coding region runs from base 173 to 1060 and encodes 295 amino acids. The record is from RefSeq and is a predicted model, not a curated record.